Drosophila virilis is the source of this 2787-nucleotide messenger RNA. RefSeq names its product lethal (2) k01209. The record is from RefSeq and is a predicted model, not a curated record. Gene Ontology annotation, molecular function: kinase activity; ATP binding. Gene Ontology annotation, cellular component: cytoplasm. Lineage: Eukaryota; Metazoa; Arthropoda; Insecta; Diptera; Drosophilidae.
AUAUAAUUAUAUACAUAGAGCGUGUGAUAUAGCGUGGUUCUGUUAGAUACCUAACAUACAUGUAAAUACAUACAUACAAACUGUGUACAUGCUCACAUACAUAUGAUAAAUUAAAUAUCAUUCGCUACUGAAAUUCGACGUCAACGUCGAGAGCCGCGACGUUGCAGCAGAAUGAAAAAAUAUUUUUUUGUACAAACAACAAACACAAGCACAGUUAUAACGCAACGAAGCAGCAGAUACAACAACAACAACAGCAGCACAACAGCAGGCAACAAAAAAGUGGCUGCUCUACCUUUCGGCUGUACCUUCGCCAUCGUCGACGUCGUUAGUUGCUUUUAACCUUAGCUCUGCGAAUCGACAGACACUGAAAUAGACAGCGGCCGAUUGCGAUUUCUUCACACAUUCACAUUUUAGUCAUUCUCCAACGCGACUGCUGCACGUUGCUUGUUUUUUGACCGGCGCCGGUAGCUAACAACUGCGUGCAUUGACAUCUAACAACGAUUUUCCAGCGCACAUAGAACAACAACAACAACAAUAAAUAAUAAUUAAUAAUUAUAAUAAUAUCAGGAAAGACAAUUAAGUUCAUAAGCACGCUACUCCUUAGCGCCGUCAGUAAAUCGCAUCACAUGCGAAAGGCGUCGGGCUCGUCGCCUUCGGCCACAUUGUGCAAACAUUUGAGUGUGGGAGUGUGCGUGUGCUGUGUGUCUGUGUCGGUGCCUGUGCUUGUGCUUGUGUUUGUGUGAGCGAGUGAUUGACCCAUUUAGCUGCUAUAUACUGAUAUACUUAACGCAUACGCUACAUCGGAUUUUGGCAUUGGCUCAUUGUCUAAAAUGAGUAGCAGCAUCACGUUUUUGUGCAACAAAACUAACACUAAUAGCAAUAACAACAGUAAAGAUGCGGCAGCCAAAGGAAAAUCAGCUACAGCUUCUUCAGUAUAUGCUUCAGCCGGCUUAUUAACAACAACAGCAGCAGCAGCAGCAGCAACAACAACAACAACAACAGCAACGCAUCAACAACAACAACAUCAGGCACAAGCACUGCUACAGCUGCACAACCCGUUGAAGAAGGUUAAGGCUGCAGCCAAAACCAACGGUCACAGUCACAUCGACGAUCGCUCAGAUGUAACUGAACCGCUCUACAUUGAUCCCGGCGUUGCGGUCAGCGAGCGCAACUGCUGCCCGGCUUCGCCCACUACGGUGCCAGCCAAGUCGGUCUUGGAGUCGCCCAUGCGGCGCGCGGGACGACGCCAGCGCACAACCUCGAUUGGUAACCAGACGACCACUGCCAAUCCGUCCGAGUGCAUAAUACGUUCAAAUAAUCGCACCAUUUACACGGCCGGUAGACCGCCGUGGUACAACUGCGCCGGCCAGCAGGUGGAACCCUUUGUCAUAGGCAUUUGCGGAGGCAGUGCAUCCGGCAAGACGACCGUCGCAGAGAAAAUCAUAGAAAGCCUAGACGUGCCUUGGGUGACCCUCCUGUCCAUGGACUGCUUCUACAAGAUCCUAAACGAGAAGCAACAUGAGCUGGCGCUCAUCAACGAAUACAACUUUGAUCAUCCGGAUGCAUUUGACAUUGACCUGCUCGUCGAUGUGCUGACCAAACUGAAGGAGGGCAGGAAAGUUGAAGUCCCAGUCUACAAUUUUGUGACCCACGGUCGCGAGAGUCAGACGAAAACCAUGUAUGGUGCUAACGUUAUAAUAUUUGAGGGUAUACUUACCUUCCACAGUCCCGAGGUGCUCAAGAUGCUCGACAUGAAGAUAUUCGUUGACACAGACCCAGACAUACGCUUGGCCAGGAGACUUAAGCGUGAUAUCUCGCAGCGUGGACGGGACUUAAAGGGCGUGCUGAAGCAAUACCUGAACAUGGUGAAGCCCUCCUAUGCAAAUUAUAUAGCGCCCACAAUGGCCCAUGCGGACAUCAUAGUGCCACGCGGCGGCGAGAACAAAGUGGCAAUAGCUCUGAUAGUGCAGCAUGUGCACACACAGCUGCAGCUGCGCGGCUUUAAGCUACGCGAGACUUUGGCCAAUUCGUAUAAGGACCAACCGAUGCCAGAUUCGUUGCAUUUACUGCAUCCAACGCCACAGAUAAAGGGUCUGCACACAUUCAUACGGUGCAAGAACACUUCACGGGAUGAAUUCAUCUUCUAUUCAAAGCGGCUCAUACGGCUGGUCAUUGAGUACGCGUUGAGCCUGUUCCCCUUUAAGGAGACGUGCGUGGAGACGCCACAAGGCGUCAUGUAUGAGGGAAAACGCAUGGAGUCGCGCAAAAUAUGCGGCGUGUCCAUACUGCGUGCAGGGGAAACCAUGGAGCAGGCCGUGUGUGAUGUAUGUAAGGAUAUACGCAUUGGCAAGAUUCUUAUACAGACGAAUCUGAAGACUGGCGAGCCCGAGCUUUACUAUCUGAGGCUGCCAAAAGACAUUAAAGACUAUAAAGUGAUACUUAUGGAUGCCACCGUUGCCACAGGCGCCGCAGCCAUGAUGGCCAUACGGGUGCUGCUCGAUCACGAUGUGCCCGAGCAGAAUAUCAUUCUGGCCUCGCUGCUGAUGGCCGAGAUCGGUGUGCACUCGAUCGCCUAUGCCUUUCCCAUGGUUAAAAUUGUUACUUCCGCUCUGGACCCGGAGAUCAAUAGCAAGUUCUAUGUUAUACCUGGCAUUGGCAACUUCGGCGAUCGCUACUUUGGCACUGAGCCCUCCGACGAGUACUAGGGCCAACUUAUUGCGAACCAAGUUUCUUAAGUACUAUACCUAGGAUUAAAUGAAAUCGUUACUUAAAUUAUCAAUUCAAGAA